GCGAGGCGCACGUGAUCCACCGUGACGCAGCGUCACGCAGGGUGUUCAGCAGUAGAGGGCGGUGUAGCGAGGGACCUCGCAGUCCCUCAAGCGCUGUUUAUUUCAGGAAACGGGACAGUCAGUACAAUACAACCACUUUCCUCAGGUGGCACACGAACCGAAGGCGAAGGAAAGCAUGCUGUCGGUUGUGUGAGCAGGACGCGAAGAUGGUGUUUGAGUCGGUGGUGGUCGAUGUCUUGAACCGGUUUCUGGGGGACUAUGUGGUGAACCUCGACAGCUCGCAGCUCAGCCUCGGCAUUUGGGGAGGUGAUGCCAUAUUAAGAAACCUUGAGAUAAAAGAAAAUGCCUUGAGUCAACUGGACAUCCCUUUCAAAGUCCGAGCGGGACACAUAGGACGUUUGGAGUUGAAGAUCCCUUGGAAGAACCUGUAUACUCAGUCUGUGGAGGCCACGCUGGAUGAAGUUUUCCUGCUCAUCGUGCCCACUGCUAGUAUAAAGUAUGACGCAGAGAAGGAGGAGAGACAGCUGCAGGAAGCUCAGCAGAAGGAGCUGCAGCGGAUCGAGGAGACCAAGCAGAAAGCAGCAGAAAAAGAGAAUCCAAAGGCAGAGAAGCAGGACACAUUUGUGGAGAAACUGGUUACACAGGUGAUCAAAAACCUGCAGGUGAAGAUCUCCAACAUACACGUCCGCUAUGAGGAUGAUGUCACCAAUCCCGAUGCUCCGCUCUCCUUCGGAGUGUCCCUGCAGAACCUCAGCCUCCAGACAGCUGAUGAGAAUUGGAAGCCAUGUCUUCUGGAUGAGACAGCCAAGCUGUUUUUCAAGCUUGUACGUCUGGACAAUCUGUUUGCGUACUGGAAUGUGAAUUCAGAGCUCUACUCCAACCACAACCCCGAGGAGGCUCUGCGAUACUUGAAGCACAGUGUAGCCAUCCAGAGCGCUAUCCCUCAAGAUUAUCAUUUCAUCUUUCGUCCAAUAUCUGCAAACGCCAAGCUGCGCAUGAAUCCUCGCUCCGAUGUGGACUUCUCCUCACCAAAAGUGGAUCUAGUGGUCAACCUCCCGGAGGUGGCGGUUGAACUCAGCCAUCCACAGUACAUCAGCAUCCUGGAGCUGUUGGGGUCGGUGGAUAUGAUGACCCGUAACCUCCCAUACAGGAAAUAUCGUCCAGAUGUGGCAGUUCACACUAAUGCGCGUCAGUGGUGGCGAUAUGUGAUCACGGGCGUUUUGGAGGUCAGUGUAAAGCCCCGCCUUCACAUGUGGUCAUGGCAACGCAUCCGUCACCAUCGGCAACAUGUGAAAAAGUACAGAGAGCUCUAUAAGAACAAAAUCACCAGUAAGAAGCCUGCAGAGAGUCUGCUGAAGGAGCUUGAGGAGACUGAAAGAACCCUGGAUAUAUUCAACAUCACAAUGGCGAGACAGCAGGCUGAGAUGGAGGCUUCAAAGGCGGGGUUCAGGAUAUACCGUCCUGGGGUGAAGGUGGAGGAGGAACAGUCACAGGGCUGGUUCGGCUGGAUGUGGGGCUGGUCUGGAGAAAGUGACACACCAACCAAAGAUGUAAAAACGGGAGGUUUUGAUGAGCUAAUGACUCCAGCGGAGAAAGCCAAACUAUACGCUGCCAUUGGAUACAGCGAGACAGGCGUCAAUCCUAACCUGCCAAAAAAUUUUGAAAAUAUGAAGAUACACUUCCAGCUUAAUCGCCUUUGUCUGUCAAUCAAAGAGAGCCGAGAGAAGCCGGAGAUUAUCAAACUGUCCGUCAUUGAUCUGAAAGCCAUGCUGACUCAGAGACCUGCGGCCCAAGCUAUAAAGAUCUCUGCUCAGCUGUCAUCGUUUGAAGUGUCGGGUCUCCCACGAGGCAAGUCGGCCCCCAUCCUGCUGUCUCCACGUCACGUGGUCGGGAUGAAAGAUUUGGCUUUACUGGACCUCAUGUUUGAGACGAACCCACUGGAUGCGAAAGCAGACCAGAGACUCCGCAUCGAGUCCCAGGCGCUGGAGAUCAUCUAUGACGCUAUGACCGUGAACAGUAUGUCAGCUUUCUUCAUGCCUCCAAAGGACCUGCAGCUGGAUGAACUGACCAACGCCACCCUCAUGAAGCUGGAGCAGUUCAGAGACAAGACCUCCACAGGACUUAUGUAUGUCAUUGAGACUCAGAAGGUUCUGGAUCUGAAGAUAAACCUCAUGGCUUCAUAUGUCAUUGUACCAGAAAACGGCUUUUAUGACCCCAAACACAACCUUGCCAUUCUGGAUUUGGGUCAUUUCCAGAUGUCCAGUCAGAGCAGAGCUGACCUGCCUCAGCUGUCCGCGGGCAGCAGCACUAUAGAGGACAUCAUGUCUCGAGCUUACGACAGCUUCGAUGUCCAGCUCAGCAGUUUACAGUUCCUCUACACCAAAGCAGGUGGUGACUGGAAGCAGGCUCGUCUGCUCAGACAGUCUACGUUUCACAUCCUGGAGCCUGUGGACCUGAAGGUGGUCUUCAGCAGAGCCAUGGUGGUGACAGACUCACGGAUGCCCAAGUUUAAGAUUUACGGUGAGCUCCCUCUUCUGUCUCUGCGUAUCUCUGAUGAUAAAGUGCGUGGCGUCCUGGCGUUGCUCAGCAGCAUUCCCCUUCCUGAGAGUCGCCCGGUGCCCCAGACUAGAGCGCCACAAGUCACACCCAAGACCUCCAAACGUGGGAACACACCUCAGCUCAUCCCUCGAAGACCAGCCGUAGACGACCUGCGUGCAUCCAUCAUAUACGGCCCAGACGAGGAGCUGUUCUUUGAUGCCCCUAGUUCACCGAUCGAGGAUCUGCCGUUCUUUGAGGCUUCCACUGACUCUCUGCAGGGUUCAGCCUCUGAUAAACGUCUGUCCAUGGUGCUCAGAGACCCCAAGAAGAACAUGACCGAGCUCCUCUUGAGAUUUGAGAUCAACAAGCUUUCUAUUCAGCUGUGCCGCUUGUCAGACAGCGAGGAGGUGAGCGUUCUGCAUCUGUUCAUUGAUGGAUUAGGGACAGAACUCAAACUUCGCACCUUUGACAUGUCUUCGUACACCUUCCUGCGUGAGAUCUGCCUCGAGUGUUCAGAGUACUUGGAUUCUGAGGACAAGAAAGUUCACCUUAUCACCACUCUGGACAAUUCUGAGGAAGAUCUGCUCACUUUGGAAUAUGUCAAGGCAGACAAAAAUGCACCGGAUUUCAAAACGAUGCAUAAAAAUACAGAGCAACUAAUCAAGGUGAAUUUCUCCUCACUAGACGUUCAUCUGCACACUGAGGCGCUCCUCAACUCCAUAAAUUUCCUCAAUAACCUCCUCCCACCACUAAAGAAAGAGGCACAAGAGGAGCAGCCCGUCCUACCCAAGGAGGAAGAAGAGGAGGAAGAGGAGGCAAAAAUAGAGGAUUCUUCUGUAACCAAGAAAUCUUCCUGUAAGAAGUCAAAGUUUGAGGAUGUGGUGAAUUUGCAUAUCCGAGCAGACCUCAGCUGUCUGAAGGUCUUCAUAAGAGGAGAGAAAGCCAGGAUCUCUGAGAUCAGCAUCGAGGGGCUGGUUUCUGAAGUACAGAUGAAGAAGAAGUGCGUAGAGAUUCUCGCUAACCUGAAGAACAUUGUAAUUCUGGAUUGUGACAAAGAGGCACUAUAUAAAAAGGCAGUGUCCAUCGCGGGUAAGGAGGUGUUUGAUUUCCGCAUGGUGAACCAUGUGGAUGCAACGGAGGGUGAUGCCUACACAGACAUGCAUAUUGUGGACACCAGUGUAACUUUGACUGUGGGCUGCAUUCAGGUUGUUUUCCUCAACAAGUUUAUGUCCUCAAUACUGGCAUUUAUAAAUAAUUUCCAGGAGGCUAAAAAUGCAUUGGCAGAGGUUACGGCCCAGGCAGCAGAGAAAGCAGCCACUGGGGUUUUGGAGCUGGCAGAGAGAAGCACACGUAUCUCCCUGGACGUAGACAUUAAAGCUCCUGUUGUCUUCCUCCCACAAUCCUCUGUUUCCCACAAUGUCAUUGUGGCAGAUUUGGGUUUAGUGACCAUAAAGAACCACUUUGAAAUUGUCUCCUCUCCACCACACACCAAGAUCCCCCCGGUCGUGGACAUCAUGGCCGUGGGACUGAGGGACCUUAAAAUGUACAGGACCACAUUCACUGAUGGACAGUUUAAGAGUGAACUUCAGUUACUCAAACCAGUCAACAUGGACCUGUCAAUCAAACGCAAUCUCUCUGCCUCCUGGUAUCGCAGCAUACCUGACAUCCAGAUCAAUGCACACCUCAAACCCAUGAGCCUAAUCCUGAGUCAGGAGGACCUUACAAUAGUGCUGAAGACUCUGAGUGAGAAUCUGUCUGAGAAUUCUGAUGCUCCUCCAGCUCCAUCCAGCUCUGAUAAAGGAGACACAGUUUCUACCAAGGAUUCUCAGAGUUCUGGAGGAAACACAGUUGUGACCGCAGCAGUGGUGGAAGGCCAGAAAACAGGCAAACUAAAGAACACUCUGAAACUGGACUUUAAGUUUGACUCCAUGACAAUAGUCCUGUACAGCCAUAACAAUGAGGUGACAAAAUACACUCAAUUCACCUUAGACAAGAGUGUAAUGAUUGCAUGUGAAGCCAGGUUUAAAUUUUGUGUUUACGUACAGAUCCAGUUAUCAGACUCCCGUGAUGAGAGUUUGAAGUUGGCAGAGUUCAUGUUGGGCACCAUCUCCACCGCUGUGCACAUGUUCUCUGACAGCUCAAUGAAAGCCUCGCUCAAACUCACAAACUGUCUGCUGGAUGACAAGAGACAGAGGGUGAAAAUGAUCACAUCCAGGAUGAUGGCGAUGCGUCAGGGCAGGGAAAGUGAUGUGAUGGUGGACGUGAGUUAUAGACAAGGCCGGGACGGCACCGUGCUGGACACCCUGGUUCAGGACCUCUAUCUGUGUGCCAGUAUGGAGUUCCUGCUCACAGUAGCUGAUGUCUUUCUUAAAGCUUUGGCAGAUGGCUUCUCUGGUCCCCCUAAAAACAAACAACUCGCCAGUUCCUCUAAAGACACUGUUCCUGCUGCACCAGUGGUUGCCAAAACUGAGAUGAACAUUGUGGUAAAGAAUCCUGAGAUCGUUUUUGUUGCUGACCUCACACGCGCUGAAGCUCCGGCUCUUGUUAUGACGACGCAGUGUGAGCUGGUGAUGAAGAACGAGCCCAGUGGUCAGUCGAUGACUGCAGCCAUUUCAGACCUGAAGGUGGUGUCAUGUCCGCUCCUGCGAGAGAAGCGGGAGCACAAUGUGACGACUGUGCUUCAACCCUGUCAGGUGUUCUUCCAGAGCAGCCAGUCUCCUUCCCAGCCACAGUCCAUCGAGCUGUCCAUCAGCUCCCUCACGCUCAAGGUGUCUCCCAUCAUCAUAAACACAGUUAUCACCAUUCAGUCAGCGCUGAGCCCUGCAGCUGAGACCCCUGAGGAACUGGAGAGUCCUGUGCCACAGGAUCUGUGGGAACGUCGCAACCUGCGAGACCUAAAGCUCUGGUUCCUGGAGGAGGAAGAAGAGAAUGUCACCCGGUCUGUCAUUCGACUCGUUCCUCAUGGAGAGUCUCUCAAAAUGAACAUCCACUCCAUCUGUCUGACGCUGGAGGCCGGCGUGGGCCAUCGCACUGUGCCCAUGCUGCUGGCCAAAGCCUCGUUCCAGGGAGACGUGAAAAACUGGAGUACUCUCAUUAACCUGCACUGUCACCUGGACCUCGAGGUAAAUUAUUAUAAUGAGAUGAUGGGCGUAUGGGAACCACUGCUGGAGCCGCUUGAUGAUGAGGAGAAAGAUGGCUUCAGACCAUGGACUCUAGCGAUGAAGAUGAAGAAGAAGCCAGUAUCAUAUUCUGAAGUAUCUGACGAGGUGGACGGCAGUGUGCCUGAUUAUAAAACAGUCAUCAGCUUCACGAGUAAAGACCAGCUUAACAUCACCCUCUCCAAGUGUGGCCUCCACAUGCUGAGCAAUCUAGGAACGGCAUUUGCAGAGGCCACUAAGCAGACCGCUGAAUGCUUUCAGAAGGACCAGGCACCGUUUGUGGUGAAGAAUCGUUUGGGUUUGCCAUUGGCAGUAAUGCACAGCGAAGUGUUUAGACCCAUCGGUAAAGAGUCUAAAAAUCGUGUGGUGGAGCUCCAGGAUGGAGAGAAUCUGAAUUUGGACUACACCCACACUUCGGAAUCCAGUGACCAAUUCUCAGCCAUGACCAGCCUCAGUGCCAAAAACUACAUACAGCCCACUCCAGUUGGCCACACUAGCGCAAGUGUAAUCCCACUAAUCAAAACAGGACGGGACAUGCACAGCGUCAUGCACCGUGACUCUGGUGUCACCCGCUUCUUUGUCUGUCAGAUUUACACUGUCGAGGGAGGCAAAUAUGUCAAGAUCCGCUCUCCUUUCCAGAUCAUCAAUCACUUUUCGGUGGCGUUCCGUGUUUAUGAGGGAUCUGAGUGUCUGGGCGUCUCUCUGCCUUCAGAGGAGUUCUGUGUGCCUCUGGGCUCCUACAGAGCUGAACUGAGCCUGCAGCCUGUAACCGAAGACGAGGAGCAGUACGACCGCUCCGAGUGUUUCACUUACACUGAGGUGAAUCAGAAGCCCGGAGAGUGUCUGGAGAAAACCUGCCAUCAUCAGGGAGACAGCACCCAGAUGCUGAAGGUCAACAUGGUUCCUGUCCCAGACGCUCUGAUGACACACAGCCCUGAGGAGGAGUAUGACAAGCCCAUCAUUCUGCACCUGUGGCCCACCGUUCUCCUCCGCAACCUCCUGCCGUACCCCAUCACCUUCAAGAUAAAGGGCAAUGGAGAUUUCCCCUCUUCCUUACUGAAAGCGGGCCACUCCACCCAGAUCCACACCGCUAUCAUGGAUUUCUCCACUCUGGAGCUGAAGCUGCUGGGAUACCUGCAGCAGGACUGGGAGUCCAAGUACAGUCUGUGCAGCGAUGGUGACGAGCUCAGCUUCAUCACCUUCCACUCGCUGGCAGUGGACGAGGAGACGGAGAUGGAGACCGAGACGGAGCUCCACAUCGCGGUGCAUGUUAAGAAGGAGGAGGGUCAGCUGGUGGUGGCCAUCCACUCCCCGUACUGGAUGGUGAAUAAGACGGGCAGACUGCUGCAGUACAAGGCAGACGAUAUUCAUCGCAAACACCUGAAGGAUUACGACAUGCCCCUCCUCUUCUCUUUCAAGCCACGCAACUUUCUGCAGAACAACAAGAUUCGCCUGAUGAUCUCAGAAAGUGAAUUAUCAGAAGAUUUCUCCAUCGACACUGUUGGGAGUUACGGUGACGUCAAAUGCAAAGGGGAACAGAAGGAUUACAUGGUGGGAGUGAAGAUCGACACCACCAGCUUCAGUUUGACUCGGUUGGUGACGUUCCUGCCCUUCUACACGCUGUUGAACAGAACCAAGCACGUAAUCCGAGUCUGUGAGGAAGGUCUGGAUCAGUGGACCGAGGCCCGACCCGGACAGGUUGCGGUUCCAUUCUGGCCAGAAAGAGACUCAAGGAAACUCCGAGUCAUAGUGGAGGGCUGCCAAUCGUCGCCACAGCCGUUUGAUUUCCACCAGACGGAGAACUGCCUCCUGCUGCACCUGGACAGAACCCUGGGUGGUAUUAUUGUGGAUGUGAAUCUGACGGAACAUUCUUCCGUCAUCCGGUUCUCUGAUUACCACGACGGCGCCGCUCCAUUCCUCCUCAUCAACCACACUAAAGACGAGACGCUCCAGUUCCACCAGAGCUCUCAGGAAGAAAUGGAUGAGCUGGCUCCAGGUCAGGCGGUGUACUACACCUGGGCCGAACCGACCGGCUCAAGAAUACUGAGCUGGAAGUGGGGCAAGUACAAAGGAGAGCUCAAGAGCGAGAAGGACCAGUUGUUGGAUGUGAACAAGGAGGGAAAAUUCUUUGUCAUCUCUUUUUAUGAAGGCCUCCAACGUGUGGCGCUUUUCACCACCGAGCACGGUGUCUUCAAGAAGAUUUGCGAUAAUGAGAAAAUAGAGCUGGCUGAACAGGAAACCUGCAUUUUGUUACAGAACAUGGGCGUCUCACUGGUCAACAACACCAGCAGCCAGGAAGUGGCCUUCAUUGGCAUCACCAGUUCUGAUGUGGUGUGGGAAACCAAGCCGAAGAAGCGCAGCCGAUGGAAGGUUUUAAGGGUUAAAGAGGCUGCGAUGUUGGAGCAGUGCUACAGAGAAUAUAUGGAGAGCGGGCCAGUGGACAGCAUCAUCAUUGACCUUGAGAACGAAUACCAGGUGUUGUUUGCUGCUAACGGGGUGGACAUGAGGAUACUGCAGCCCUUUGACGCUCCGCUCAGGAGGAACUUCCUGCCAGCAUUAAAGGUGGAGUACAGUGUCUCCACCCGCCAGAAAACCUACAGAGUCCAGAUCAACAGGAUUCAGAUCCAAAAUCAGUUGCCUGGAGCCAUCUUCCCAUUCGUCUUCUACCCCGUCAAACCGCCCAGAUCAGUCAGCAUGGACUCAGAGCCGAAACCGCUCGCUGACGUCAGCAUCAUUACCAGAGCAGCCGGACACUCUGACAUUCUGCGCAUCAAGUAUUUUAAAGUGUUGAUUCAGGAGAUGGACCUGCGGAUAGAUCUUGGGUUCCUGUAUGCCAUACUUGAGCUCCUCACUGCUGAGCACGUCAGUGUGGUCACGUCUGAACAGCAGGUGGUGUUGUUUGAGAAGGACAUUGAGUAUCUGAAGACCGAGCUCUAUCAUAGUUCAGCUACAGACACGUCCCCCAUCAGCCUUUACGAAUACUUCCACAUCUCUCCCAUAAAGCUUCACUUGAGUUUCUCUCUGAGCACCGGUGGUGAAGACGGGAAUAAGAAAGAGCGCGGGUCAGAGGUCAUUCCGGUUCAUUUGCUCAGCGUCCUGCUGAAGAGUAUUGGAGCUACACUCACUGACGCUCAGGACGUCCUCUUCAAACUUGGGUUUUGUGAGCUGAAGUACCAGUUCCGCACCACUCAGCAGCUGCAGUCGGAGGUCAUCGGACAUUAUUCCAAACAGGCUAUCAAGCAGAUGUAUGUUCUGGUUUUGGGUUUGGAUGUCCUCGGGAAUCCUUUCGGACUGAUCCGUGGUCUGUCUGAAGGCGUCGAGGCCUUCUUUUAUGAGCCUUAUCAGGGUGCCAUACAGGGACCAGAGGAGUUUAUGGAGGGCAUGACGCUCGGUGUGAAGGCUCUGGUUGGAGGUGCUGUGGGCGGUCUGGCCGGAGCGGCGUCUCGGAUCACGGGAGCCAUGGCUAAAGGUGUAGCGGUCAUGACCAUGGAUGAGGAGUAUCAGCAGAAGAGGCGCGAGGCCAUGAACAAGCAGCCCAGCGGAGUGAGAGAAGGCCUGACACGAGGAGGGAAGGGACUCAUCUCUGGGUUUGUGAGCGGCAUCACAGGCAUUGUGACUAAACCCAUUAAAGGAGCUCAGAAGGAAGGAGCGGCGGGUUUCUUUAAGGGUGUGGGCAAAGGUUUGGUGGGAGCUCUGACCAGACCAACAGGGGGCAUCAUAGACAUGGCCAGCAGCACCUUCCAAGGCAUCAAAAGAGCUGCAGGGACGUCUCAGGAUGUGGAGAGUUUACGUCCUCCUCGUUUCAUCCAUGAGGAUGGAGUCAUCCGGCCGUACAAAGAGAGGGAGGGCAUUGGCAGCCAGAUGCUGCAGAGUAUUGAAAACGGACGGUUUGCCAAGUACAGAUACUUUGCUCAUGCUAAGGUGAACGAAUCAGAUUUCCUGAUGAUCACUAAAAAGGGGAUAUUUUUUGUGACUAAGGGCACGUUCGGGCAGCUGACGUGCGAGUGGCAGUAUCUGUUUGAUGAGUUUACCAAAGCGCCCAUAGUCAUGGAGGGCAGGAGACUGCGGAUAGAAGCAAAGGAACGAGUCAAAUCAGUGUUUCACGCCAAAGAGUUUGGGAAGAUCAUCAAUUUCAAAACUCCAGAAUUGGCAAAGUGGGUUCUUGCCAAGCUUGAGGACGCCAGGGAAACUCUACCCAAGUAAGGACAGUUAAAGCCACGUGCGAUGAUCCUGUGCUCAUUAUACCCACAAUGCAACAGUCAUUCACUAAACACUGAAUACCACAUUGAUAAUGACUGUUAGACUGUGUGUUUGUGUGUUGAGUUUACAUUAUAUUGUAACUUUCUUUCCCUCUCACUGUCGGAGCUCAACUCAUUUACAUAUGAAGUUUUUACAAUCUGCCUCUACUCAGUUCAGCCACUGGAUACAUGUCUCUCAACUGAAGCCACACUAAAGUGUAAAUUAUGUUAUUUAAUACACAUUAAUAAAGACCAAUACUCUGUAUGUAUUUUGUUUGUCUUUACGUGUGUUGUAAAUGUGUGUUGCGUUUAAAUGGAAAUGACCAGGAAUGUUUGAAAAUGAGAAUCUCUUACUGUAUGGAAAGGAGAGCAGGGAUAUUUUUUUAAUAUGUGGCUUUGCAUGAAAUUAUAUUUUUGUUUCUCAGUGUGGAAGUAAUUCUAUAGCUCAAACCUGAUCCUAUUUAUUGAUCCUGAUGUCACCAAGGUGUCUUGGGAAACUUGUAAAUGUUGUAAACCAAUAAAAAAGCUGUUUAGUCAUAGUUUUAGGCUGUAGCCUUUCAAAAAUCUUGCCAAUAGUUAAUAAAGUCAUUUAAAGG
This is a messenger RNA of Carassius auratus (goldfish), 10530 nucleotides long. RefSeq names its product vacuolar protein sorting-associated protein 13A. Gene Ontology annotation, biological process: protein targeting to vacuole; protein retention in Golgi apparatus; autophagy. The record is from RefSeq and is a predicted model, not a curated record. NCBI's taxonomy places the organism in Eukaryota, Metazoa, Chordata, Actinopteri, Cypriniformes, Cyprinidae. The transcript has 70 exons. The coding region runs from base 207 to 9899 and encodes 3230 amino acids.